Messenger RNA from Papaver somniferum (opium poppy), 1377 nucleotides. Its product is annotated as F-box protein CPR1-like. The transcript has 2 exons. Lineage: Eukaryota; Viridiplantae; Streptophyta; Magnoliopsida; Ranunculales; Papaveraceae. Bases 1 to 1377 code for a protein of 458 amino acids. Gene Ontology annotation, molecular function: protein binding. The record is from RefSeq and is a predicted model, not a curated record.
AUGGAUUCGCCAGUUGCCAUAGAGAAUGGCUAUAAGAAGUGUAUGAGUUGGAGAUGGGGGAUUCCAAACCUUAUUCUUUUUCUUAUCCCUCCCAACAAAAAAAAAUUCUUAAGAAAUUAUAAUUCUCUAUUACAAGAAGAAGAUAUGGCUAGCCUUUCAGAAGAAAUGGAGAUCGAAGUCUUAUCUCGUUUACCCGUAAAAAGUCUAUUGCGGUUCCAGACAAUCUGCAAACCCAUGUAUAGACUUAUCAGAGACCCUGCAUUUGUAAAGAAGCAUAUUGAACAUGCGAUACAAAAUGGCACGUCGACUUUUCUGAUUUUUCAGUAUUUCAUGCCUACAAGGAUGGAAAUGAAUGGAUUUUACUCUAUCGAUCAUACUUCGCUAUCAUCACAACUAUUAUCAUCAAUAAGAGUGUGUUUACGCACUACUGAACCUGGUAACGAGGAUUCCAUUUGCCUUGGGAAUCCGUCGACCAAAGAGUACAAAAAGCUUCCUGAUUCGCCAAACCACUUCAGUAGCUCUACUGAGGGCAUCGAGAUUGGGUUGUGCGGGCUUGGCUAUGAUGAUAAAGCUAAUGAUUUCAAAGUCAUAAGAGUCGCUGAAAUUGAUUCGCGUGCUGAUUGUUUUGAUGAUUCUAGUAAUUGGUCUGAAACCGAGAUCGGUACAAUCAGACCGCGUUCUGGUCAUGUUGAGGUCUCUACGAGAAGAUCACAGUCUGUUUUUGAGAUCUACUCACUGAGAUCUAAUUCGUGGAAAGGAUUGAAAACAACGCCAUACUAUUUUCCUGGUGAAUUAAAACCUGGGGUGAUGGUGAAUGGAUUUAUGCACUGGUGGGCUAUUAAUCGAAUUGCUGGCUAUGAAGCCAUAAUCUAUUUCGAUUUUAGCGACGAGAUAUUCAAAGAGGUGGCAGUACUAGAAGGACCCAUGUUACAUGAUGGAGAAGUUGCUGAUAGUGAGUAUGAAAAUAAUAACGUGGGUGUGCUAGGAGGGUGCUUGUGUGUCCUUCAUAAAACCUUCGAUCGAGUUGAUGUGUGGGUAAUGCAGGAGUAUGGAGUAAAAGAAUUGUGGACGAAACGCUUCACAACUACCGAAGAUUCUAUUAUUGAAACGAGUACCUUGAGAGUAAUUUCUGACUUUCAGGAUGGGAGCAUUCUUUUCAGUACCGAUGAUUCGUUGGUUUAUUGUCCACUACUUUCUAAGCAGGACAACAGAUCCACCUUGUGUACCACCACUACUGAUCACUAUGUUGGCAUUGCCAAAUGCAUUUUGAGAAGCCAACCAACUGCAUCUGAUGGGAUAGCUAGCUCGAUUUACAGCCGAACCCAGGCUACUGGAACCGUCCCAGAUGAAUCGAAGCCCGAAAGCCUGAAAUCAUAA